GGUUCGACUCUUGAGCCCCUGCUUCUGCUUCUCACCCGUGCGGAGCCGACACACAUAUGUAGAACUGAGCCCGUUUUUUUUUACACCGCAAUCGGAUCCGACUAAGUGCCCCCACUUGUGAACGAAAUAUUUGACCUCCUCCGUGCACUUGAGGCGGGAUCUGAUCCAUGCCCGACCUGGAAAUCCCACGUAAAUUUCCAUCAUUGCAAAUUACUUUCAUUUGUUUUGUUGUUUUUUUUUUCCCCUCGUAGCUUGAACAUAAGAGAACAAUUAUAAUCAUUUGGAUCGUUGCUCAUAAAAGGUGAUAAUUGUGCACAUUUGUCAUUCGGUCAGUAGGGUACGGUUUUCCACAUUCUAUACGCCAAACAUUUUCGAUUCUCUAUUCGCGUUUCGUAGUAUUUUGUGUAAAGAACCAAUCCACAAAUCAUGAUUUCAUCCACUUUAAAAAAAAAAAAAAAAAAAAAAAACCUCCAACAAUCCUCUUGAUGCAUUCAUUCGAAAUAAAUGCAAUGAGUUCCAUGACUUAAGAGAAAAUUAUUGCAAUAGUGACACGACUAUUCCAUAAUCAUCAGGUAGUAGGAGGGGAAAGGGGCGGGGGGGGGCAAUAAUUUAUUGCAGCCAAUCAGAAAGUGCCUUUUGCCCAUUGCGCGAUUAUUAUGAUUGACAUAUUCUCUUUGAUUUGGACUCCGAUCAAAUCGGCAUUUGAACGUUUUCACCUGUCAGAAUCCGUCCGGUUCGACGUCGCGUCGGUGCUGUUGGUUCCCCCACAAACCCCUCAGAACCUCCACUGCGAACAAGUGGGCGUGGAAGAAUAAUGAAGCCCCCACCCUCACCCACUCGGGAUUGGACGGGAAUGCUGUCAAUCUUUCGUGGGAGAGGAAUACGCGCCUUUAUUUAUUUACUUAUUGAAAGCGUCCCACGGGAUUGGGCGGGACUGGGAUCGGGAGGGAGCCCGAGCCCGAGCCCGAAUCCGAAUCCACUCCCGCGGAAGCCUCGAGGAGGACGAUGGAGUCGCCGACCGGGACCCAAGAACGCCUCAAGUCCGAGCUGAGCAGCAAAGUCAGGAACCGGGACCCGUGCGUCCAACUCAAAGAGAUUCGGGGCAAAUCGGCCAUUUGCGGCAAAUUCGCCCGAAUCGAGUGCGACGGCGUCGACACCGAUUACGCCGCGUGUCGGACGUGCGCGGUCCCGGUCAAGUACACGAGCGACUCGGGCACGAGCGGCCUCAUUCGCCACAGAUGUCCGACCGCGCCGAGUCCCGAAAAGGCCAAGUUGCCCCCGGGCGUCAAGACGCGCCUGGCGGCCAAGGUGGCCCGCAUGUGCUGGCGGGAUUUGCGGCCGCCGGCGUUGGCGGACGGCGGCGGCGGCGGCUUCGCGGACGUGGCUCGGGAGCUGCUCGUCAUCGGGGCCAGGUUCGGCAGAAACGUUCCGCUGGGGGAGCUGCUGCCGUCUGCGAGCGCCGUCUCGCGACACUUGCGGGAGGAGUACGACAGAACCAAGCGACACGUCGUGGACGAGCUGCGGCAGGUCAUUUUCCGCCGCUGGCUUAGACAAUGCGGCGGAAAUCCCACGUUGGUUGCGGCCAGGACACGCCCCGCAACGCGAUUGGCUCCUGCUACGACACGACGUGAUGCUUUGUCGCUCCAGUGCCAAGGCCGCGCCGUCAGCACAGACGUUUGGACGGAAGCGAGGGGCGGCCGGCGCUACCUGACGCUGCGGGCCCACUACGUCCGCCGGUGGCGCCCGGUCGCUCGGGUCCUGGCCACGCGAGAGCUGCUCGGCGCCGAGGACGUCGAAAGGACCGCGGGGGAAAUCCUUCAGGAAUUCGGCAUCCCGAGCGAGGACGUCGUCUUCGUGACGGACGGCGGCCCCGACGCGGCGGCCGCGUUCCGAGAUCGCACCGCGGUGUCGUGUGCCGGCCGCAACAUCACCUCCAUCCUCCGAGAGGUCUUUGAGGCCCUGGACGAGAAGAACCCGCUCCACGGGCCCGUCGUCGAGCUGCUGGCCGCGACGAAGAACCUCGUCGGCCACCUUAGAAGCGCCACUCUGGAGGAGGAACUGGAGCCGUUUUUGCAGCAAGCCGCGGAGACCAGAUGGCAUUCCAAACUGGCCACGCUCAAGUGGGUCGACGACGCCCUGAAGUGCGGCAAACUCUACGAUGUCCUGCUGGCUCGAAACCAGCUGCGUUUCCUGGACGACGUGGACGCGGCGCUGCUGGGCGACGUGGUGGCGCUCUUGACGCCGUUCGACGAGGCCGCGCGGCACCUCUCCUCCGACGCGCCGACGCUGCACCUGGUCCUCCCCACCAAAGCCACCUUGCUCAAGGGUUUGCUGCGCUGCGAUGAAGACAGUCUGAUUGUGACAGAGCUAAAAGCGAAGUUGACGCAGGCGCUGGACUCGCGCUUCCAAAUCCAUCUGUACCACAAGGCGGCCACGGCCCUCUGUCCCGGCCUCAGGAGUUUCUUGAGGAAGAGCGUCAGCGUGCAGGACUACGAGGAGGUCAUCGGGACCCUGGCGCGGCUCACCGAGAAAUUGGAGGCGCCCCAGGAAGCCGCGCUCGGUCGACCCCCGGCGACAGAAGUCUCGGCGCUCGACGACUUCUUUGCGGCCUGCAUGGAAGCGGGAGACGAGGAAGAGGAGGAGGAGGAGGAAGAGGAUCGGGGGCCGGAGCGCUCGUGGGGGCGCCACCUGGUGCAGCACUACAUGAGCGAAAAGAUAGCCGCCGCCCACUCGCUGCUGGACUUCUGGAAGGACCGGAGCGGCGCUCUGGUGCCCGUCGCCAAGAAAGUGUUGGCCAUCCCGGCCACGAGCGCGCCGCCUGUGCGAUGUUUUAACGUCGCGGCGGGCGGGCUCGCCGAAGAGCGACGCGCGACGCUCCAGCCGGAAAACGUCGACGUUUUGUUGUUCCUGCACGGCAACAUGUAGACUUCGGGGCUCCCCUUCUGCGCCUCUGGAACGUUCCGUUCUUCUCGCUGUUUCGACUCAACGUGUGGGCAGCGUUCUUGUUCAAAUGUCGAUAGCUUUCUUAAUAAAGUUGAAUUUUUGGACCGUC
Messenger RNA from Syngnathoides biaculeatus (alligator pipefish), 3052 nucleotides. Its product is annotated as E3 SUMO-protein ligase ZBED1-like. The coding region runs from base 1006 to 2925 and encodes 639 amino acids. NCBI's taxonomy places the organism in Eukaryota, Metazoa, Chordata, Actinopteri, Syngnathiformes, Syngnathidae. The transcript is spliced from 6 exons. The record is from RefSeq and is a predicted model, not a curated record. Gene Ontology annotation, molecular function: protein dimerization activity.